Rotaria socialis is the source of this 1515-nucleotide messenger RNA. The record is from the annotation of a GenBank genome assembly. NCBI's taxonomy places the organism in Eukaryota, Metazoa, Rotifera, Eurotatoria, Philodinida, Philodinidae.
AUGGAGAAACGUAUCUUAAAGUAUGAAUUGGAUGUUAGUUCAACUGGUCGUGCAGAAUCUACACAAAGUUCUGAAGAUGUUGGUAAAGCCAUGGAACUUGUUCAACGUGAACGUGAUCGUGAUGUUAAAGAAAAAGAAGAAUUACGUCAUUUAAAUGAUCGAUUUUCUCAUUUCCUUGCUAACAUUGAACAACUAAAACGAAUCAAUGAGCAAUUACAAGCACAACUAAAAGAUGAAUUUGCUAAGUGGGGAAUUUUACCACGUGAUGAAAAUGAAUUACGACAAAUAAUUAAUCAGAUUAAUGAUCGCGCUAUCAAACGUGCCACUGAUGAAGUACGUUCACGUGCAGCUGAACAAGAAACUGCAGUUCUUAAUCAUACAGUUGCUUUAUAUGGAAAUAUUCAAGAUAUUUAUAAACGCAAGCACGAUAAUUUACGUACUGUGAUUGAUAAAUUACAAGAAGAAUUAAAUCAUAUCAUUCAACGUGAACAUGAAAGUGAAGAAGAAUUAACAACUGCACGAGAUGAUUUAAUAAAAGAACUAAAUAAAUUUCGAGAACGUCUACAAGAUUGGUUACGUUUAGUUAUUGAUAAACAAACAAUAUUAGAUGACAUUCAAUCAUUACGUGAACGUAUUAAUUUAAUCAAUGCAUUGAAUGAUGAAGAAAUCAAUGAAUGGAAGCGUCUUUUAGAUCAAUCAAAAGAUGAUUCAAUGUUGUUUUAUAGAGAAGAACUAACAAAUGCUAUACGAGAUAUUAAACGAGAUUAUUCAAAACAAGCAAAAAAAUUUCAAGAUGAACUUGAAUAUCAAAUCGAAGGACAAUUACGUAUUGUUGAAAAUCAACUCAAGAAAAUGCCUGGAUUAACAGAUAGUUCAAUGCAAGAAUCAGACAAGCAUAAAAUUCAAAUGGAAGAAACAAAAUUACGUGCAAGCAUGGAUGAAUAUGAUAAAGAACACUAUCAAUUAAAUAAUUUAACCAAGGUGUUAUCCGAUAAACGUCGUUUAUUACGUGAUGAAGAAGCUAAACUACAUGAAAUUGAACGUAAAAUUCGCGAUAAACAAUUACAUGAGCGAACCAUCUCUGAAAAACUUCAAAAUGAAUAUGAUGAUUUACGUGGACGUUUUGAACAAAUGGCGUAUGAAUUGCGUUUUAGUAUUGAAGAUGAACUUAGAAUUUAUUCACGAUUACUGGAUGAACUUAUGAAAAAGUCGUCGAUGGUUAAUGCUUCAGCAAAUAUUACCAGUCAGUCAGGUGAAAAUAUAACAUCAACAGUGACUCGAUCAAGUGGAAAUGAAGAUCUUAGCACUUCGUCAAUUUUUCAACUUACAAAUAAUAAUUUAACUGCAGGUACAAGUAAUAUAUUGGAUUUAGCUAGUAGUCAUAGUGGAUGGCCACAAUCUAUAAAUUUACGUGGCAGUAUAGAGAAUUUAUUUACAACGAAUGAAAAUGAAAUUCAAGAAACGUAUGAUGACCACACAUUGGUCAGAUCCUCAUCAUUUUCAAAACUUGAUUAA